AUGAAACACCUCUCCCUUCUGGCACUCGCCGCUGUCGCUCCAACCACGGCCCUAGCUGGUGUGAUAGAUCACCAGCAAGUUACCUUUGAGAAACCACCUACACAUAAUCAGAUUGAAAAGUUCCUGAUUCAGCUCGGCCCUGGAGAAUCACGAUGGGUGACAGAAGAGGAGAAAUGGGCUCUGAAACUGGUAGGCUUCUACGUCCUGGAAGGCAUGAACUUCUUCGAUAUCACCGCCGAAUCAGACCAGGGCUUCUCAGUCAAGAGCUUCGAGCAAACUAAAGUAACCUAUCCCUCGGAAAUCAAAUACCAAAAGGAGCUAGCGCCGUUGUCGAAAGACCUUUCCAAGGGUAACAUGCGCGAGAACCUCGUUAAAUUUACCUCUUUCCACACCCGAUAUUACAAAUCGGAAACCGGUGUUCAAUCCGCAACCUGGCUGCUCGAGAGGGUGCAGCAAGCGAUUGACGACUCGGGCGCAUCCAAGCACGGUGUAAAAGUUGAGAAGUUCAACCAUCCAUGGGGCCAAUUUAGUAUCAUCGCAACUAUCCCCGGAAGAUCGAACAAGACUGUGGUCGUCGGUGCGCAUCAGGAUAGCAUCAACCUAUUCCUACCAUCGAUCCUUGCUGCACCUGGUGCAGACGACGACGGCAGCGGGACGGUGACUAUUCUCGAGGCAUUCCGUGUUCUGCUGCAGUCAGAUGCGAUACGGGAGGGCAAGGCUGCCAACACGGUUGAGUUCCAUUGGUAUUCGGCUGAGGAAGCUGGUCUUCUUGGCUCUCAGGCAAUAUUCUCGGAAUACAGUAAGACUGGGAGAGAUGUUAAAGCUAUGCUGCAGCAAGACAUGACCGGCUACGUUGAAGGAACGCUGAGGGCCGGAGAAGUGGAAUCUGUCGGUGUGAUAACCGAUUUCGUCGACCCAGGAUUGACGGAGUUUAUUAAAUUGGUUAUCAAAGGGUAUUGCGACAUUCCCUUCGUCCUGACCAAAUGUGGCUACGCCUGCUCGGACCACGCUUCUGCUAGCCGAUAUGGAUACCCGUCUGCAUUCGUCAUUGAGUCCGAAUUCAAACGGUCCAACCAGAAGAUCCACACCACAUCAGACACAAUUGAGCUCUUGAGUUUUGACCACAUGCUUCAGCAUGCAAAGAUGACGCUUGGCUUAGCGUAUGAACUUGCCUUUGCGGAACUCUAG
Uncinocarpus reesii 1704 is the source of this 1188-nucleotide messenger RNA. RefSeq names its product LAP2 protein. The record is from RefSeq and is a predicted model, not a curated record. Lineage: Eukaryota; Fungi; Ascomycota; Eurotiomycetes; Onygenales; Onygenaceae. Gene Ontology annotation, molecular function: metalloexopeptidase activity. Gene Ontology annotation, biological process: proteolysis. The coding region runs from base 1 to 1188 and encodes 395 amino acids. The transcript is spliced from 3 exons.